Molecule: messenger RNA, 453 nt
Organism: Eurytemora carolleeae
Lineage: Eukaryota; Metazoa; Arthropoda; Copepoda; Calanoida; Temoridae
Exons: 1
Coding region: 1-453 (150 amino acids)
Source: RefSeq, a predicted model, not a curated record
AUGACAGGACGGGAGAACAGAACAGGACGGGAGAACAGAGUAGGACGGGUGAAGAGGGUAGGACUGGAAAACAGGAUAGGACGGGAGAGCAGGAUAGGACGGAAGAACAGAUUAGGACGGGAGAACAGAAUAAGACGGAAGAACAAAAUAGGACGGGAGAACAGGAUAGGACGGAAGAACACGGUAGGACGGAAGAACAGGGUAGGACGGAUGAACAGGGUAGGCCGAGAGAACAGAGUAGGACGGAAGAACGUAGUAGGACGGGAGAACAGAGUAGGACGGGUGAACAGGAUAGGACGGGAGAACAGGAUAGGACGGGAGAACAGGAUAGGACGGGAGAACAGAGUAGGACGGGAGAACAGGAUAGGACGGGAGAUCAGGGUAGGACGGGUGAAAGGGAUAGAACGGGAGAACAGGGUAGGACGGGUAGGAAGAAAAGAGAUGGAUGAGUAA